Pseudogymnoascus destructans is the source of this 1215-nucleotide messenger RNA. RefSeq lists its product as uncharacterized. The transcript has 2 exons. Bases 1 to 1215 code for a protein of 404 amino acids. Lineage: Eukaryota; Fungi; Ascomycota; Leotiomycetes; Thelebolales; Thelebolaceae. The record is from RefSeq and is a predicted model, not a curated record.
AUGGAUGGCCAGACUAAGAUUCAGGUCGCCGAGAAUGCUUUUGUGUACGGGCAGGGGAUGCGCGGAGACCAAGUUGAUCUUGGAUACUGGCAGAUCAUUGCGUAUGCCAUGCGGCACUUCGCGGAUAUGCCGAGGGAACCAGUGAAGGAGGGCCGCGUGAUGCAGCCGGCAGCGAUGGCAGACCGAGCCGUCCUCCGCCGCUUUGCUGACCUGGGAGACCAGCUGGGGUUUACUAGUACCAGGAUAAAGCAUUUGCAGCAGUAUCCAGCUGCACUCGCAGAGCAAACCCCACCAUCGAAGCAUCCCCCCCUUGUUAUGUCAGGAUCCAGAGUAGGGAUAGCCCAUAGAUGCGGCACCCCACGCAGGCCGAAAUUCAACGAGGACCGGAAAUUCUGGUUUACCAAUCACCUCCAUGACGAGAGUGACCAGCAAGGCAAAGGCAUCACGAAAUUCUUCGUCCGAAAACAAGUUUAUCUCGCCUUCUUUGGCUGGCCGACAUGGAGGCCAACUGCACAGGGUAGUAGCCAUGGCCGCUCUCCAUCUCUCCCUCCUGCUCCAGACUUCGGAGAUUUACCUCAUGGCCCAAGCCCUGAUGGUCAACAGCACAUGGUCGGGUCCCGAAUGGACUGGCCACCUAGUGCACUAGAACCUGCAGAAGAUGACGGGGGCCUGUUUGUCCCAGAAGCAGGUCCAAGCCAAACCCAGGCGGAAGGAAUGGGUGAUGGUGGACAGCCAGAGCAGCCUACGAGCAGCUCGACGCCAGCCGAGAGUGAAAGGUGGAAGCGGAAGCUUCUGGAACAUAAAAAGCGAUGGGAGGCGUGGUUGGAGCGGCUGGACAGGGAGCGGCUGGAGAUGGAGAGGCUGGAGAAGGAGAGGCUGGAGAAGGAAAGGCUGGAGAGGGAGAGACUGGAGAGGGGGAGACUGGAGAGGGAGAUAGACAUCAACCUUGUCAAAUGGGAGGACAAUACUUGGAAAUACCUAACACCACUCGCAGUCGAUCCAAAGGAUCCGUAUAACAUCGAACGGACACACACAAUCCUCCUUAUUGCAGAAGACGAGCUUGCUAUUGAUAGGAUGCAUGAAUCUGUAGCGAAGCUCCACGCGGAUGCAACCAAGAGAGUCAUCGGUUUGAAACGCAAGGCCACCGAAGAUCUGUCUCACACUUACCAUGCAUGGAAGAUGGUUGUCUGCACUGAUGGGAAUGAGCUACCGUAA